UCUUUGAUAUAAGUAACGCCUCCGCAGAGUAACUCUAGAUGCAGCUGCCGGGAUAUUUAUGAGCGAAAAUGCAGAUAGUGGAGAAGAUGCUACAAUGUCGGGGUUAAAGAGACGCCCCUUUUCGGAGAUAAUCAGGAAAGACCGCAUUGGCAUUUCCAAGUGGCUGUGGUCUCUCGCUUUCCACCGCAGUCACCUAGUGCACGCUUGAUACCAGCCUUAUAAAGACCUUCCAGCGCCUGACAUUGGCAGUUUGUUCCUUUGAGCUGAUGUGUUAACGACUGUGAGCUCAUUUCUCCUCAUCAGGACUCUGAUUAGCCCGCAAAGAAACUCGCUGACAGUCAUGGUCUUGAAAAUUAUUGUGUGCGUCGCGUGUGUUCAGGCGGUGGCAGUGGGCAUAGUGAGUGCCAAAAGUCUGUGGGUCCAGCCGCGCCACCCAUUCCCAUAUGCCGCUGAAAAACAUCGCUGAUCGGACGAAUUGGACCACACGAUGCCCGGCACCCUGACAGACUCCACCACCAUGCUGGCCGCCUCUCCAACGCCUUCAGCGCCAGGCACGGCGGAAAGGGAUCAUUGGAUGGGUGUGCCCUGUGUCCAGCCUCUCAUGACAUCUCCCCCUGCGCGUGCCGUUGUCUGAAUUACACUGCCGCCAUGAUCGAGUGUGGACCUGAGCUUGCGUCAUGCUCGCAGCUCACUGAUGUGAUGAGCCUCAACUCCUAUCCCGUCAACACCUACCUCAGGCUGUUGGUGGCCGACACGACCCUGGCCUGCAAGCUGGAGAAGGCUCUGUGGGGUCAACUGGUGUUUCAUGAGAUCGAGAUAAUCAACAAUAAGUUCCAGGCGCUUGACAACCGUGCUUUCCAGCCUUUCGGAGCCACACUCACUGCGCUCAACCUGGAAGGGAACAAGCUGCAGAACGUCUACUUCUCCACCCUGAGCGACACGCCACUGCUGAAAUUCCUGACGCUGAGCCACAACGAGGUGGAAUUCCUGCCGGCAUACUCCACCAUAACCUUGCCGGUGCUGGAGACAUUCGAUGCUUCCUACAACAAGAUUAAGACGAUUAGGGCCGAAACUUUCGCCGGAAUGCCCAAGUUGCAGAAGAUCGACCUGAGCAACAACGCCAUCACCAAGGUGUACGAGAGGGCCUUCGCUUUCCCCAAGCACGACGCCAGUGGCCUCGUCGUUGACCUUUCUAACAACGCCAUCACCUCCAUUGAAGCUGGAAUGCUGGAAGGCGUGCGUGUGUGCUCCUUUGAUCUGCGAAACAAUUAUCUUAUAAGUCUCCCUGAGGCAGUGUACCGCCCCAUCAUCGACUUCACUGCAGCGUCGGCCGUCUUCUGGACUAAGAAUAAUCCCUUCGAUUGUGACUCCCGCUUCUGCUGGAUCGCCACCAACCAGACAGUGAGCGAGACCUUCAACACCGUGCUUUGCGAUAACCUGGGCAACCGCACUGUGGAAGCGAUCACCCCAGACUGCCUCAUCCCGUCCAACAUUACCACGCCCCGUUACUCAAGAAGCCUUGGCCACCCUCUUCGUCCUGUAUCCUUCAGAAAAAGCCAAGUUUCUACUGCAGUUCGGAAUCUUCGUCGUCCGUCUCUUUGGUGUCCAUAUAAUUACGGAAGUGAAGAAACCAGCGUCUCGGACCAAACGUCUAUUAUGUUAUUGAUAAAGAACAAAUUAAAGGUUAUGCAUGUGUUGAGUGCAGUGUUUGUGGUGGUGUGUGUUGUGCAGGGGUGCCAGGGAGCAUCACUACCCCAAAGCCCAACAACCCUCUUUCGCCAUGUCUUCCCAGCCCCGGACACGCCCGAGCCUGGAGAUUUGGCGACACACCCACACUUGAAGACCAAUGAUUAUAUCGCUUUAGAAAAAUAUUUGAGGACUAUAAUUAAAGAGAAAGAAAUGAAAUACCAAACAGCAAGUGCUUCAAAUACAAAGAUAAGCUCAAACAAACCAGAAAAGGGGCGAGCGAGAGUACCUGUGCCUGUAUCCUUGGCAGACACCAAACCUUCUGACGUAUCUUGCUCCCCUAAAGACCUUUCAUUGUGGGAGGCAGAGGGCAAGGCUAGGAAUAGGCUGCAUCUCUCGCGAUAUUUAAAGCCUACGACAUCGCAAAGUAUUCCUGAGGUGCUGCCGGCGGGGCUGCCUUGUAAGGACCAUAGGAGACACGUACCCAACAUUGCCACGGCACCGCCCGACGUGUGUGAUCUUUGUCCGGACGAGAACGGCAAGAAUCCGCUGGACCCCUGCACAUGUGUGGGUAUCGGCGGGACGAGCGCGGGGCAGAUCUCCAUCAGCUGCCCGUCCACUAUCUACAGCCUGGACCAGAUUCGUGACAUCUUCAACAACACUAACUUCCUCGUCACCCACGUGUUCCAAUUCACCUUGCAGGGGUCCAGGGUGGAUGGCGCCCUCACGCGGGACAUCUGGGGCAACCUGGACUUCAAAUAUGUCUCCAUUAACGACAACAAGAUCACGGACGUAGACAACGGCGCCUUCAUCGGUUCCAAACAGACUCUCAUCAGCCUUAACUUAGCCAACAACGAGAUCAAGAGUUUCAUAGCGCUGUACAACGACUUACCCAACCUGUUGUACCUCAACCUGCGAGGCAACAACAUCUCUCUCAUCUUCUCCGAGGACUACAAAUACCCGUCGCUGACCGAACUAGACCUCUCUGGCAACCAAAUCACCUCCAUUGGAACAAAAUCCUUUGCUGGGCUCAAGAAACUGAAGAAACUCGAUAUGUCGAGCAACGAUCUGACCAGUAUUGGGGACGAGCGGUUCAUCUUCAUUGAUCACAAUUACUCCGAUGUUCUGACCAUCGAUCUCUCACAUAACAAAAUUUCAGUUAUUAGUGACAAAGCAUUCCUGGGUGUCCGUAACGUGGUGAUCGACUUCAGGUUCAACCAGCUAAACACACUCAAGGAAGAUAUCUUCUAUCCCAUUAUCCGUGACAGCCUAUACUACGCCUACUUCUCCUUCAGUGACAACCCCAUGGUGUGUGACUGCCGCAUGCUGUGGGUGCUGCAGGAUUGCAAGGCCCUUGCUUGUUUUGACAACUUUUUGUGUACCAAUAACAACAAGCAUCUGUACUCCCUCUCCGUUGCUGACCUCGGCAACUGUUCCCUAUCCAGUGGAAUGGAUAAUCCUUAACUAGUCAUCUCACACUCCUCAACACGGCCUCGCCUGCAUGUCCAUGGGAGUGGCAGAGCUUGCUUGACCAUUGGCCGUGCUUUGUUGAGCAUGUUGUUAAUAUUCUGGUCCACUUUCUGCAUCAGUGUGCCUCUUCCGUCCUCCAAACUGCAAAAUUUAUUGGCACGUAUUCUUAAGCGAUUGAUUUUCUCAUUAGGGUUUUUUUUUUUUUUUUUUAAGGCCCCAUGGUUAAUCUAGAGCUUUUGGAAAUAGUAGUUAUGAAGCACUGAAAUGCAUAGGGAUACAGAUUAUGGUGUUGUGAUCCCGGAAGAAUAUCAGAGACGACGAGACGAACUCAAACUUUGAGCCUCAGCUCAGGUAUGGCAAAGGUGUUUUCUCACAUGUGAAUUUGAGGCACAAGGGCUGAUGAAAAAUUUAGGAAUAAUUUGAUUGCUUUGAACGCAGUGACUGCCCUCAAUAGAGAUCUUAUUUUGUGAUAUGAUAUUUUUAGACACCUUGGCCUCUAAUAAGGAUUUUUUUCAAGGUUCUCCAGAGAUGAUCAGUAGUGUUCUCAUUGGAGAUCUUCCUAUUGAAGGCACCAAAGCUUUGUUACACUGUGACCAGAAUCACGAUCACACGCUUGAAUACCAUGAUAGCUUUCGUUACUGUGCUGGAUGUAUGACAAGAAAAUGUUAAGAAAUGCAGCCCUUCGUGCUGGGAGAAACACGCCGUACCUCGGACAGCAAGGACACUGUUGGAGGACGCGCCGACUGAUCAUUGCGGGACUUCAAAAUGCAAGUUUAUUAGGUUUGAUCUGCUACACACACACACACACACACACACACACACACACACACACACACACACACACACACACACACACACACACACACAAUGCAUACACGAGUUGUUAUGAAUAUAUAUUUUCGAUUAACCAGAUUACUGUUAAAAAAUCCACAAAGGACAAGGAGUCUUUGAGUUAUAUGUAUCUAUCAAGUGUAUAUCCUUCAAUCUGCAAUAGUUAAGGAUAUGAUUUAUGAAUUCCUCGUGCAAAUGCAUUAUAUAAACGUUUUCUUUGGCUAAUACAUGGUAUAUAAGCGCGAGAUAUUGCAAUAUGUGACAGUGCCUGCGUGUCUGUGCAAACCAUCGAGGGUUGGAGACACGUGAGGCACCACGCACUCAGUAUUUUUGUUGGUAUUUACUGUCGAGGUAGAGGACUAGGAUGUGGUGAGAUGUCAAGCGCACCGCUCUUCCGCUCCACCCUGCAGGCUACUAGCGCGUGGAAUCAUGAUCCAGUACCAUCGCACAGGAACAAUUCUUUGUAAAUGUACUUCCUUCUUCAUGACUUGGGUAAAUCUGCUCCAAAGUAUCGAUUUUUUUUUUAUAUCUAUGCCUAUGAAUGUAAACGUGCAUUUGAAUACAAAGAAUGGCUAUUUACUCACUGACGUUUCGGAAAUCCUUGACUCUGAGUAGUGUCAGUUAGGCAAGGUGUGUGGUAGCCAACAGUUGAGUGACCAUCGUCUCGUCCACCAAACCGGUGUGGAUAAGAUACUACGCCUGAAAAUAGUGACAAACUCAUAACAUAAGAACAUAAGAGAAGGUGCAAGAGGUCAUAAGGCCCACAAACGCCACUCCCUGUACAAAACAUACGUACACUUACUCGCCGAUCUUCGCUAUUCAUGCAUUUUCAAAUUCUUAUUGAAAACGUCUGAUUGACUUGAUACUAACAAUCAAAAUGCUUAAUAGAUAUCAGUCAUCUGACACUCUGUACAUCAGUUUCUUCUUAUGCAUUUUGUUUUAAUCUUACCUUGUCAAACUUGAACCCGUUACCUCUUGUUCUUCGCAGAUUGCAGCUCCUCAUCAUCACUCUUAUUGUAUCUUUUAUACUGUUACAUUCCAUAUAUAACAUAAGGAAAGAAACUUAAACAAACUAAGUUUGCGUAUUAUUAAAUAUUGUAAGUAAUAUCAUGUCCAUCUUUGGAGCAAUAUGGAAAGGCAAAAAUUGAUCUGCAGGUGAGGUUAGUUAGCCAUGGAAAGGUUUUGCCGGAGACUGUACACUGGCAGAAUAAUCAUUAGUGGGUGUCCAAAACGUUACUAAUGAAGCCAAGAUGAUCACCAAGACCUGAAGGUUUUUUAAUUGGCCUUGACUGUCCCGUCACUGUAGUAAGACAUACAUGAAUAGCCUUUCUGAGUGCACGAUGAUGUUGAUCAAAAGCAAGUAUUGUAACGGUGUAUCAGUUCUCCCAAGUAUGAAUGCGUUACAGAAUAAACAAAGUAAGUAUGAAACAGAAAGUAGCAAAAAAGACCACAGAGUAAAUGUGAGAUGGUCUGACGUAACAUAAAUAAAAUCUGUCAUAAGUUGAGGAA
Molecule: messenger RNA, 5496 nt
Organism: Portunus trituberculatus (swimming crab)
Lineage: Eukaryota; Metazoa; Arthropoda; Malacostraca; Decapoda; Portunidae
Exons: 14
Coding region: 649-3150 (833 amino acids)
Molecular function (GO): protein binding
Source: RefSeq, a predicted model, not a curated record